AUGGACGCCAUAACAUUCUUUUUCAUGCUUCUGGAAAGCCUCAUCCAGUACAUGCAGCCUGUGGGUGAUGUUUUGGAUGAGGAGAAACAUCUGCGCAUGGAGCUGCAUGGAAAGCGUUUGCAGAGGAAGAGAAUUAGACUGGAGCAGCAGGUGGAGCAGCUCACCCUGAAACAGAGUGGAGGGGUCUGGGGUGACCAGCUCUGCUUUGCUUUGCAGCCCUGGCAGGUCUGGGCUGUUGCUGGGCUCCUCAUCCUUCUCUUGGGACUGUAUUUCUCCUGGAAAAAAAGGAGUGAUGAGGCAGAGAACAGCAGCGAGGGAGAUGAAGACCAUUUUUCUGACAAUGAUCUGAAAUGGCUUCUAGACGAGCGCAUCCGGUGGCCUGUACAGGACCUGCAGAGAGGCUGCGAGCGGACAAUAGACCUGAUGGACAAUUACACAGUUUAUUUUGGACAUGUUUUGUCAAACAGUUUCUACCCAGUCCUGCAAAGAGCCAUCGGGGUGGGCAGUGCCUUUGAAAGCUGGAGUCCCCGUGAGCAGGAUGUGGUGUACCGCGUGCUCAUCCCCAUGACUCCUCCGCGAGGCCACAGCUUCCACCUGGAGCUGGACAGUGCAGGGCAGAGGCUCGUGAGGAACUUCCGUGUCCGCGUGCAGCUGGAGUGCACCUGCACCAGGGAGCAGCAGGCUGAGAACAUGCUGUGUUUCCUGCACCACCCCGAGGAGGAGCUGAGAAGGAACCAGGAUCCCAGCCUCCUGGACACCCUGUGCACCGGCUCCUACCUGGACGUGCAGAAAACUGCCCGCUGGUUCUACCAACUGGUGAGAGCAGUCUGGCCAGCUUUGCCUCAGUCCCACAACUGGCACUUAGUGCUGCUGCCCUCCACACGCUCCUGCCAAUUCAAGGUGACCAACGGCAGGGAAAGCUUCAGGACUGAGAUGGUCUUCGGGGUGCGGAGAGGUGACUCUGACAUCUUUGUGAGCAGCCAGUCAGGAUAUGCUGGAACCCCAAGCACUCUGUGGCUGGAGACCUAUGAUGUGGCAGAGAUGAAGUUCUUCAAGCACAUUGCUAGGCAGGCCCCCCCAGACAGCUUGCACCUGAGAUGCCUGCAGCUCUUCUCCCAUCUUCAGCUGGGCUUCGGCUUUUCCACCUACACCAUGAAGACCAUUGUCAUGCACCUCCUGAACACCGUUCCCGUGUCACGAUGGCGCAGGAGGUAUUUUUUGCGGCGCCUGGGAGAUAUCAAUGCGAACCUGCGCCGCUGCCUGGAGGAGAAAUGCCUUAAGCACUUUGUCAUAGGCAACAAGAGAUUGCCUCAGGAGAUUAGCUUGCCUCUGGACAUUGCAUCAGCUGAGCCACCCAAUCUCUUCUAUCAUCUGGCAUGGUAUCCAGUUGCCCACUCCCAGGCAAUGAGCGAGUACCGGGAUCUUCGGCAUCGGCUCACAAGUGUGCUGCUCAAUGGCUGCUGA
Messenger RNA from Zonotrichia albicollis (white-throated sparrow), 1464 nucleotides. Its product is annotated as inositol 1,4,5-trisphosphate receptor-interacting protein-like 1. NCBI's taxonomy places the organism in Eukaryota, Metazoa, Chordata, Aves, Passeriformes, Passerellidae. Gene Ontology annotation, cellular component: membrane. The record is from RefSeq and is a predicted model, not a curated record.